GUGAAGUUUUCAGUUUUCCAGUGUUUUUCUCCGUACGCGUAUCGGGAUUUUGUCGCGAGUUUUUCGGCCGAUAAUCGUGGAAAUUUGCGACCGAAUCAUUUGGUUUUGAUUUUCCGGUUUGGUUCGUCGGUUGAGGAUCAUGUGCUAGCGUUCGCCGGGCGCGCGCGGUUUCGAUUUUUCCGGAGAACAAUAUUCAAGCGUCUCUAGCGUACUUGCGCCACCCGAGGAAGUGCGCGAUGAUUUUGGACGAGAUAAACAUUUCCACCCAGGAGCUGCAAGCGUUGGCUUUGCUCGAUAGCCGCCAAUAUGGAUUCCUCAAGCUGUCAGCACCGGAAAAUGAGAAGAAAAAGGUUCUAGUGCUGAAGGCUGUCAAGUACCUGGAGCGAAUGCUAAUUCAAGCUCAGAACCAAAAAGAGCAGCAAUCCAGCAAAGCGUCCCCACCGGAACUGGACGGUGACAAAGCAUCUCCGGACCCGUCGUCGGAUCCGGAUGUGAAAAUUAAAACCGAGAACAAUGCUUCCGGUGGUGAUGCCAUCGAGGCGAUGGCGGUGGAUGAAAAUCUUCCCGCGGACAUUAUGUCGUCCGACGUGGACGUGGAAAUGAAGGACCUGUCGUCGGUGACGAAAGUGGUCAAGACCGAAUCGGGUGAAGAGAGUGGUUCGAAAGUGAAGGGAAAAAGUGGGGGUGAUGGUGGUGAUUUGGACACCGCGGGGGGAGGGAUGGACUCAGUGGACGGUGGUGGUGACUUGACAGUGGCAGCAGUGAAAGAUAUCAAUAUCGACCCGAAGACGUACUGCAAGCUGGGUCAUUUCCACCUGUUGCUGGAGGAUUACGAGAAAGCUCUGUCGGCCUAUCAGAAGUUCUACUCGUUGAAAAGUGACCACUGGAAGGAUCCGGCGUUUCUGUACGGCAUGGGGCUCGUGUACUUCCACUACAAUGCAUUCCGAUGGUAAGUGCAGACAAUUUAUAUUCUUUUUGUGAGGGGAACAUUCAA
Molecule: messenger RNA, 994 nt
Organism: Aedes albopictus (Asian tiger mosquito)
Lineage: Eukaryota; Metazoa; Arthropoda; Insecta; Diptera; Culicidae
Exons: 4
Coding region: 237-953 (238 amino acids)
Biological process (GO): regulation of gene expression
Cellular component (GO): MLL3/4 complex
Molecular function (GO): protein binding; RNA polymerase II cis-regulatory region sequence-specific DNA binding; histone H3K27me2/H3K27me3 demethylase activity
Source: RefSeq, a predicted model, not a curated record